Messenger RNA from Aspergillus neoniger CBS 115656, 2441 nucleotides. RefSeq lists its product as uncharacterized. The record is from RefSeq and is a predicted model, not a curated record. The transcript has 2 exons. Lineage: Eukaryota; Fungi; Ascomycota; Eurotiomycetes; Eurotiales; Aspergillaceae. Bases 1 to 2394 code for a protein of 797 amino acids.
AUGACUACUCCCACUACCCAAGAGGAUGUGGAUGCCGCUGAGUGCUUGCUCUUUCUUGCAGGCUCUAGAGAGAGCAAUCAGACACCAAACCAGUGCAGCGAUGCCCGUCAUACUAGAGCACAUAGCACACAGAGCACAGUGAGCCUUCCUGGUGCUUAUGCGAGCGGCUGUGAUCAGCGCUAUAAUCAAGCACAGCUCCCUCCGCAAAGGCAGAUCACUCCUCCAACACAGCUCCCUCCUCGAAAGCGACAACAGCUCGCUCAUCCGGCACAAUUGCCCUAUCAAGCACAGUAUCUCCCCCAAGCGCAGUAUCCCUCCAAGGCCCAGUAUCCCCCCCAAGUACAGUAUUCUCCUCAAGCACAGUAUCUUCCUCAAGGACAAUAUUCCCCUCAAGCACAGUACCACCCUCAAGCACAGUACUAUCUCCCUCAAGUACAGAUUCCGCCUCAAGCGCAGAUUCCCCCUCAAGUUCAGAAGCCUUCUAAAGCGCAGAACCCCCCUCAAGGGCAGAACGCUCCUCAAGUGCAGAAUCGACCUCAGGUGCAGAAUCGCCCUCGGGCACAGAAAUCCCAUCGAGGACAGAAUCUUCCACGACCACAGCUCCCCCCUGGACGCUCAAAUAUCGUCUCGCAACCCUCUGGGCCACCGAAGAUCUCCCAACCCCCACAGAAUCCCAACCAGCAACAGGGAUCCACCGCAGUGCCAGCACAGCAACCCCAACAACUGGGAGCAAACAUUAACCCCCAAUUAGCGCUGCAGGCAUAUCUAAUCCGCCAGCAGUUAAUCGCCGGUAUUCAGCCAGAGAACAUCAUACCUAUGUGUCAGCAGGGAAGCAACACAAAAGUAAAAACACCGGCAAUUGUACAGAUAACCAACGAGGGUAUCAAGGUGCCGAAUAUCCCCCCUGCACAAUUCACUGGCAGCUUUCAGCCAAUCCCUCAGGACCAGUUGGCAUCCAUACCCCUUCAGCCAGCCGGGACAGUGGGAGCAAGGCCGCAGAUUGCUACCCAGACUAGAGUUUCGAGCAAUAACGUCCUUCCAGCAGUGUCUGCUCGUGCGUUGAAACCAGAUGAGACUGAUGCCAGAACCGUACAACCGCAGCCAGGAGCCAUCGGCCAGCCAGAAACCAUGACUCUCCCACAGCAGCCAACAGUUAUCCGCCGCCCGGAAGCCAGAACAAUGCCACAGCAGCCACGAGACCUUGGUCGCUCAGAAGCCAGGACUGUACCGCAGCAGCCAAUCCCACGAGCCAUUGGCCACCCAGAAGCCCAGACCGUAUCACAGCAGCCACAGGUAAUCGGCCCGCCAGCCCUGAAUAUGGCUUCGAAUGAAAAUGCUAGAGUUCAGCCACCCCCUCAACUUAUAGUUCCUAUCCUCCCCCAUGGAGGGUAUGACCUCCUGCGACAUUUCGCAUACUACCCUCAACUCGCUCUUGACCUCACCAGUUACCUCGACGUCAAUGAUAUAGUCAACAUCGGUGCUGUAUCCAAACCUUUUCACGACUUCCUCUGCGCAUAUAUCGGACAUAUUACCACAACCUAUGCAGCAGCACGCCACCAUCUCUCUUCCAUUACCUUCCCCGUCCUCUGUUAUCCUCGAUUGUGCGCCCAACCCAGACAGUGGCGUACUUUCCAACCUCAAGACCGCCAGCUUAACCUUGAUGUCCUCGUGCCGUCCAUCCAAUGGCUCCGAAUGCUUUCAUACCGCGAUAGCGUUGUGCUAGAUAUCAUAGUCCUCCUUCACCAGGCUGGCUAUAACCUCCCGGCAGCAGCCUAUCAACCCAUUUUGAAAAUCUGGGCUUUGAUGGAUAUCCCAGACAACGAGCGCCGGGAGUGGACGAUCCGUAACCGGUGCGUCUGGCAAGAUGGGGACAUCUUUCUCGCUACACUCUUCCUUGUCCAACUGGAUAUGUAUUUGCGCCAGAAGCGCGACCAGCAAAGCAAUAGUAUCCGACGACUCCUAAUGGCACAGCCUACCCUUACCUUCCUACAUAAAUAUAUCCAAGGAACAGUGUUGCAGACUCCUAUGGAUGUUUUGGCUGAGUAUGUGCGCUGGAAAUACGCACCUGAAACUGCUACUCAGGGGGAAAGGGAUAUUUUCGGCGUGCCGAUUGAGGACGCGGGCAGUUUGCAGUAUGAGUGGUAUGGCAAGAAGCGUGGAGUGGGAGUGGGUGAAGAAACAAGGGUCAGGCUGCGCCGCCCCGAUGAAUGCAUUCUGCUAGAGCUGAAAAGAAGAGGCCUGAGUCCGCAUGAUAUGUAUGUGGAGUUCUUUGUUUGCAAUCGUGGUCAUGUUUUCUUUCCUGUGGAUAGGAAGUCAGUGUCUUGGGUUGCGCAGAUGAGGGAAUAUGUGGCGCAAAAUGGAGGUAACUGGAUGGAUGCUGUGAGAUUGGAUUGAUUGAUCUUACAGUGUGGUGGAAGUAUCAGUUGGAAUGUUGAUCUGGC